Molecule: messenger RNA, 2065 nt
Organism: Salvia hispanica
Lineage: Eukaryota; Viridiplantae; Streptophyta; Magnoliopsida; Lamiales; Lamiaceae
Source: RefSeq, a predicted model, not a curated record
UCACGCGCGAAUUGCUGCACCAAAGACACUACUUGGUCUGCCUGAACUUACUCUAGGUGUUAUACCUGGGUCAGGAGGCACACAACGUCUCCCUAGGCUUAUCGGGCUGCCAAAAGCACUUGAACUCAUGCUGUUUUCUAAAUCAAUUACAUCCGAAGAAGGAAAAGAUCUAGGCCUUGUUGAUGCUGUUGUACCUUCUGAUGAAUUAUUAAAAGCAUCCCGCCAGUGGGCACUAGACAUCAUAGAGAGGCGCAAACCAUGGAUACGCUCUCUUCAUAAGAUAGACAAACUUGGUUCCCUGCCAGAAGUGGUUGCUAUUAUAAAAACAGCAAGGCAGCAGGCCAAACAGAGUUUUAAAAAUUUGCCUCAGCACCAGGCAUGUCUUGAUGUAAUUGAGGAAGGAAUCAUUCACGGUGGUUAUCAUGGAAUUUUAAAGGAGUCGAGAGUAUUUAAAGAUCUAAUCUCUACAGACACAUCAAAAGGUCUAGUGCAUGCGUUUUUUUCUCAAAGGGCAACAAGUAAGGUUCCAAAUGUCACUGACAUUGGACUAAAACCAAGAAAAAUAAUGAAAGUUGCUGUUAUUGGUGGAGGGCUAAUGGGUUCUGGCAUAGCUACAUCUUUAAUUUUGAGUGAUAUAUAUGUCAUCCUCAAAGAAAUCAAUUCUGAGUAUCUUCUAAAGGGGAUAAAAGCAAUUGAAGGGAAUGUCCGAGGUCUGGUAUCAAGAAAAAAAUUGGCAAAGGAUAAAGCUGAGAAAGCCCUUUUGAUGGUUAAAGGCACUUUGGACUACUCUGAUUUCAAGGAUGUGGAUAUGGUUAUUGAAGCUGUUGUUGAGAAUAUUCCUCUGAAGCAGAAAAUUUUUGCUGAUAUUGAGAAAGCAUGCCCACCUCACUGUAUUUUGGCUUCAAAUACUUCUACUAUUGACCUCAAUAUAAUUGGAGAAAAGACCAAAUCACAAGAUCGGAUAAUUGGUGCACAUUUUUUCAGCCCUGCUCACAUAAUGCCCCUUUUGGAAAUUGUGCGGACGGAGAAGACUUCGGCACAAGUAAUUCUUGAUUUAAUGACUGUUGGGAAGAUCAUAAAGAAAGUUCCUGUUGUAGUUGGGAACUGCACUGGUUUUGCAGUGAACAGAGCAUUCUUCCCCUACUCUCAAAGCGCACAUCUACUGUUACACUUAGGGGUGGAUAUAUUUAGAAUUGAUCAGCUUAUCAGCAACUUUGGCCUUCCAUUGGGGCCAUUCCAGCUUCAGGAUGUUGCAGGAUAUGGAGUAGUAGUUGCAACAACAGAAAUAUUCCGUGUAUCAUUUCCUGAUAGGACAUUUCAAUCUCCAUUGGUGCCUCUUCUUUUAAAGAACGGGAGAAAUGGAAAAAAUAAUGGAAAAGGAUAUUAUAUCUACGAGAAAGGAAGCAAGCCCAAACCUGAUCCUUCUGUUCUCCCAAUAAUAGAGCAAUCUAGAAGAACUAUAAAUAUUAUGCCUGGUGGCAAGCCUAUAUCUGUCACCGAUGAUGAAAUUGUUCAGAUGAUACUGUUUCCAGUGGUGAAUGAGGCAUGUCGUGUAUUGGAUGAAGGGGUGGUUGUCCGAGCAUCAGAUCUUGAUACUGCCUCUAUUCUCGGCAUGAGUUUCCCAUCUUAUCGCGGCGGUAUUAUUUUUUGGGCAGACACCAUUGGGGCAGAUCAUAUAUACAAAAGUCUCCAGAAGUGGUAUAAAUUAUAUGGUAACUUCUUCAAACCAUCAAGGUUUCUGGAAGAAAGAGCAACCAGAGGCAUCCCAUUGAGUGCACCCGCCACAACAUCUUCUACAGCAAAGGCACGCCUAUGAUUCUCCUGCUGGAUAUUUUGGGCGAGGGGGAGAAAAUAGCUUUAAACUGUACUAUCAGUUAUGUAAUACUACCAUUGUUUAGCAAUAUUUAAUGUCUGAGCUUUCUCUUUGGCUCCUCAAUCAGCCUUUCAUUUAAGCAACCAAUGAAAAAUAAUGAGCAUAAGAGUUUCUGUAACUGCACUGGUGUGUAACAUACAAAUAUUGUUUUGGAAUGGUGUUUGAAGAAUCAAAAUUUGUGUUUAACUAACA